AUGCCCAAAGAUCAAGACCUGCCAUCGGACAAGUCACCUACCACAAGCAACCUGCAACGAAGCUCUCGCAUUCAGAAAGCACUACAGGAGGCUUCCGAUCAAGGAAAGAUAAAGAUUGAAGAUAAGAAUGGACAAAGAAGAAUGGAUAUGUUGAGAAGUCAUUUGAAUCCCGAUACUCAGAAACAAGAAAAAUCGUCACAUGUAACAACUUCAGAAAAAGGUGUCAAAUCAUCUACAAAAUCAUCAUCACCAGAACCACAAAAGCAACAAAAUGUAUUUCCAACCGAUGAAUUGACUGCAUAUCUUUCGCCUUUUUCUCCCAAAGAAAAUAAGGCAAGAGAGAAAGUUGUUCAAGCAAUGAGAGAUCGGCCUGACUUGUUUCAUCCAUAUGACAUUGAUCUUUCAAGAAUUGAGAAAUUAGAUUUAAAUUAUGAAAGAAUGAAGUAUUUGGUGAAGGAAAAGAAAUGCUUUUCUGUAGAUACAUUGGAGCAUGAACCUGCCACUCAUUUUGCUGCCAUGUCGGCUGUAGCUUAUUUUGAUCCUGCUCUUUCUGUAAAAACUAUGCUUCAGUUCAACUUUUGGGCAGGCACACUGUUGAGCCUUGGUACACAAAGGCACAGAAAAUAUUUUGACAAGAUUGACAGUUUAGAGCUCAUGGGAAGUUAUGCCAUUACAGAAUUGGCUCACGGGUCAAACGUAAGAGGAAUUCAAACAACAGCUACUUAUUGUGCUGAUAGUGACACAUUUGAAAUCCAUACACCAAGCAGAGAGGCAUGCAAAUGGUGGAUUGGAAAUUCAAGACAUUGUCACAUGUGUCUUGUUUUUGCUCAAUUAAUUGUUGGAAAGGAAAAUCAUGGAGUUCACUGUUUUGUGGUUCCAGUGAGAGAUUCUACUUCAAAUGAAAUAUUACCUGGAGUCAUAAUUGGAGAUUGUACUGUAAAAGAAGGCUUAGACAACUUGGAUAAUGGAUUUUUAUUGUUUAACAACGUUCACAUUCCAAGAGAAAAUUUGUUGAACAAGCACGGAGAUGUGACAGAAGCUGGAAAAUAUCAAAGUCCAUACAAAAAUGCAUCACAAAGAUUUGGAGCAAUGUUGUCUACUCUCACAAUGGGUAGAUAUUCCAUUUGUGGUAGUUCUACUGUUUCUUUGGCUAAAACUCUUGCAACUACUAUCGGAUUUUCUUUUGAAAGAAGACAAUUUGGAAUUUCCAACAAGCCAGAAAAUCCAGUGAUCAAUUUCCAAGCACAAAAACAUACUAUUUAUCCAAUGUUGGCAGAAUAUUUUGCAUUCAGAUUUGCAUCAAACCAUCUUCAUCAUUUGUAUGUCAACAGAACGCCAGAAACUUCUCAAACUCUACAUGUCCUGAGUGCAGGGUUCAAAGCUUACUUGACCGAUCGUAAUCAAUCCAGCAUACUCAAACUUAGAGAAAAGUGUGGUGGAUUGGGUUAUUCACAACUUAAUCGAAUUGGUCUUACAAUUGCAAAUCAUGACAUUUUCAAAACAUUCGAAGGCGACAAUACUGUGUUAUUCCAAGAAGUGUCUAAAUAUUUACUCGCAAAUUUUAAAAACAUCAUGUCCCAAAAGUACUCCAAUGUUUUCUCCUCUGUUGGCUAUUAUGUAUUAGAUUCUUUAAACAGUAAUGUGAAAGGUCGACAUUUAAGAAAUGCCACCGAUUUAUUAGAUUCAAACUUUUAUCUAACACUUUUUGAAACCAAGCUCGAAAAGCAAGUACAAUCAGUUGCCACUCGUUUCAGAGACAUUUUAAAUGAGCUUCAACUUUCAAAUAAGGAAAGCAUACCAAAAGAUGAAAGAAAAGAAGUCAACAAAUUCAAUGCAUGGAAUUUAGUUCAAACUCAACUAUUAGAAACAUCAAUUGCAUAUGUUGAAAAUGAAAUUCUUCAAAUAUUCCACAACAAAGUGAAGGAUUGUCCACACAAGCAGACCAAACAAAUUCUUCAAAAACAGCUUCACUUGUUUGUACUUGGUUUAAUUGAGAAAAACUCUACCUAUUUCUUAACACACGACUUGAUGUCUCCUAAAUUGGUCAAACAACUUGUCAAGGAGAAGGCAAGAGUUAUCUCAUCAAUGGAAGAUGGUGAAAUUUUGGGCUUAACAAAAACACUUGUACCAGAUGUGGUUUAUGCUCCAAUUUGUAAUUAUGAAGGAAUUAUGAAAGGUGUUGUCUCUACUGAUCCUUCACCCAUGUACGAUGGUAUGCUCAUUCAAGCACUGAACAAUAGACAACUGUUCGGAAAUGCAACUUUUGAGACGAUUGGAUUGCAAAACAUUAAACAAUAA
Molecule: messenger RNA, 2298 nt
Organism: Naegleria lovaniensis
Lineage: Eukaryota; Heterolobosea; Eutetramitea; Acrasida; Naegleriidae
Exons: 6
Coding region: 1-2298 (765 amino acids)
Biological process (GO): lipid homeostasis; fatty acid beta-oxidation using acyl-CoA oxidase
Cellular component (GO): peroxisome
Molecular function (GO): fatty acid binding; FAD binding; acyl-CoA oxidase activity
Source: RefSeq, a predicted model, not a curated record